GUGUAAUCCCCAUAGUGCAAAGAUCUACGACAGAGGACUUCAGCGGCUCCCCUGUAAACACACAGGACGAUGUGGCGUUUUUGUCGCUACUUUUUACUUGCUUCAUAAUGGCGCAGCAGGCGGAGAAAGCAUAUUAUCGCUUUGUGGUCCUGUUCUUUAACUGCAUGCUGACAUUUGGCUCAUAUUUCUGCUUUGACAUCCCCAGUGUUUUGCAAGAACAAUUUCAAGGGAACCUGACAUGUCCAAAUACAACAGUGAUCAAUGGGACGGUGGACUGUGUGGUGGGACUGGGGAUGACCCCUCAACAGUACAACCUCCUCUAUGCUAUUUAUGCUUGGACAAAUGCAGUAGUAGUGAUCAUUGCUGGAUUCCUGAUUGACAAAUUAGGAAAUCGCUUUGGUGUGUUUCUCUUCUCGUUCUUGUGCGUUUUGGGAUCGUCUACGUUUGCACUGGGUUCACACUUCAAAGGAACUCCCUACCUGCUGCCGCUUAUGCUGACAGGCCGGCUCCUUUUUGGAUCCGGAAAUGGAUCCCUCACCAUUGUUCAGAACCGCAUCACAGCCUUCUGGUUCAAAGGGAAGGAGCUGGCGUUAGCCUUUGGUUUGACGUUGGCCUUCUCUCGCCUGGGUUCAGUUUUGAACUUCUUCCUCACUCAGAAAUUUGAAGAAAACUAUGGGAUGCAGUGGACACUCUGGGGUGGUGCAGUGUUGUGCGUGUUGGGCUUCGUGUCUGCGAUCAUCGUCAGCACUCUGGACAAGGUCGGAAUGAGACAGCUUGGUCUUGACGGGACCAUCCAGGAGGCGUCACGCAGAGUGAGGAUUCAUGAUGUCAAGCUGUUGUCAGUAAGAUACUGGCUGCUGGUUCUCACCAUCAUGUUCUUCUACAAUGGAAUCUUCCCAUUCAUUGCUGAUGCCAGCAAAUUCAUCCAGGAUAAAUACACCGAGUACAGUCAGAAGGAGGCGGCGUAUAUUGCCGGAGCCGUUUAUGACAGCUCAUUGGUCCUCUCAGCCUGCGUCGGCAUUCUCAUCGAUUAUGUUGGUCUGCGGGGGAUUUUUGCCGUGUCUUGUGCCAUUCUCACCCUGCCGGUUUUUGGGCUUCUGGCCUUCACCUUUGUGCCUCCUCUGGUCUGCACCAUAUGGCUGGGAAUCACUUACUCUUUUGCUGCUGCGAGCAUGUGGCCGUCCAUCCCUCUUGUGGUGCCUCAGGCAACUCUGGGAACAGCCAUGGGCUUGGCCACCUCCAUACAGAUGAUUGGCAUCGGGGUUUCCAGUCUGGUUGUUGGGGCAAUUUUGGGAACUAAGACCAGUGAGACUAAGAUUCCGUUGUGGCGUUGGCAGAGGAUGAUGAUCUUUAUGUUGGCCAACACCAUCAGCUGCAUCGUCACAUCGGUGCUGCUGAACAUUAUCGACCACAAACAGGGUGGGACCCUGAACAAGAUGACCAAGCGGUCAGUGCAAGCAGACGCAAAGCCAGAGAGUGAUUCGCUCAUUCAGAACGAGGAAGUGCAAGAUGAAGAUGAAGACGAAGGGACGGUCCGCUCUCAUUCUGUCAACUCCUAGGUUUUCAAACUCAUUUCCUGGAAACCUUAAGUUUGACCCCAUCGAUGUACGGAGACUUUGACUGAGCCGACGGAGAGGAUUAUGUCUAAAUCUAAACAAGUGAAACAGCCAACUGACAGGAAACUGUUAUUUUUUUGUUAAAGUGCAGGUAAACCCCAUUGACUCGUGCAAGUUGGGGUCCACAAAAUUGACCUGUAACUUAGCUGAAAGCGUGAGUUAAUGCGGUUGACCAAAAAAAGUUAAAAUCAGCUUACUUUGACAAAUUACAAUAGUUUUGACCAUUUGAAGCGUGAUUCCUUCCUAGAUAGAUUUUUUUUUUUUUUUUUUUUCAUCUGGAGUUGGUUCCUCCUCCGGCUGUUGCACUUUGUCAGUGCGGACGAUUCUGGACGAUUCUUAAGUGUUAUCAUUACGGAGCUGGAUGUGAACUUCCUCUUUAGAUCCUUCCCACGAUUGAACAUGAUGGCCACUUGCGCGCUUGAAAAUUUGCUUGCUUUAACAACCAGAACUGGCCUGCUUGCUUGAAAAUCUUCGUAGAACUUGCUGGAGACGACGUGGAUGCUAUGACAGUGAAAGAAUGAUCUAAGUCAGUUCAGAUUGGGCUGGAAUUUAUACUUGCGCCAGCCCCUCCUAAGAACGGUCAAAUCUGACAAAAAUAUUGACUUUUAUACUGUAAUCUAAAUUUUCAAAAGUAAAUUUCACCUAGGGAGCCUGCGUGACGUGUUCUGACACACCAGUGUAGCUGCACGAUGUCACCUGACAUCAGAAGAUGGUCACAGGUUAAAUGACGCAUUUUGAAGUGUUGGUUUUUUUGAGGGGGGGUUGGAGGAAUAGUUAGUAUGCUUAAUUUCUUAAUUUGUGCAUAUUAUCAACUGCAGAAGCAUUGUGAUCAUUACGCGUACUUUGUAAUAAGGACACACAGGAAGUCGACUCUGUGUGUGGUUGAUCCUGUCAGAUGUUAGAGGCGAAGUAGAGCUAACCAGGGUAUAAAACAUGUACCAAAUCCAAACAUGGACCUGUUCAGGAUCUGCUGUAGUGACCCCUGAACAAAAUGGGGGAGGAGAGCAGCCAAAAGACAGGGGGGAAAAAAAACAUAACAAGGCGAUAUCAUUUGAUUUGUGCACUUGUAACAUGUCUCUUUUAUGUAAAUUGAUUAGUUGAAAUCAAACUUCAGUGGGCUGGUGGUGCUGCUGCCGCCUCCCGCUUCUACCGCCUAUGUUUUCUGUCCGACAGUAUUCACCACGAUAGUAUCUUAAAAGUUUAGCUCACAUUGCAGCCAGCAGGUGGUGCUGCUUGAUCAAAGCACAUUCAUGCACUGCUAGGAUUGCUGUAACAUUUUUGUAGUCCAGUAGCCCAGUGUGGUCAUUUAUAGGUUGUGGUCAAAGGAACAGAUUUUAUUUUUAUCAUUAAACUAACUCGUGAAACACUAUAACAGCAAGAAAAGUACUUCAUAGUUUCUGUUCCUUGACCAAAUAUAUUUUGUAUUGUUUUGUUUUUACUGUGGUUUGACUUUAAAGGGAAAAAUGCCUGCGCAUUUUAGCUCAAUCUUUAUUGUCAUGUUCAUAGGUGCUGUUUUAUCAGUUAGUUUGUCAGAUACUCAAGAAUGACGAUCACGGUGGUGAUCUUUGAACUUUGUAUUUUUAGCUGUAUAAUCGAGUUUAAUCAUGUUUUUGAGAUUGCUGAUGGUCAUAAAAUUAUUGUCUGUCACUUUUAUCAUUAUUUCUGGAGCAUAUGCUGCAGAAUGAUGUGCAUCUGGAAAGUAUUCACAGCACUUCACUUUUUCCACAUUUUGUUAUGUUAGUCUUAUUCCAAAAUGGAG
Molecule: messenger RNA, 3375 nt
Organism: Thalassophryne amazonica
Lineage: Eukaryota; Metazoa; Chordata; Actinopteri; Batrachoidiformes; Batrachoididae
Gene: mfsd1l
Product: major facilitator superfamily domain containing 1-like
Exons: 13
Coding region: 108-1559 (483 amino acids)
Biological process (GO): transmembrane transport
Molecular function (GO): transmembrane transporter activity
Source: RefSeq, a predicted model, not a curated record